Messenger RNA from Eurypyga helias (sunbittern), 2261 nucleotides. It is a transcript of the gene ENPP2, whose product is annotated as ectonucleotide pyrophosphatase/phosphodiesterase 2. Gene Ontology annotation, molecular function: alkylglycerophosphoethanolamine phosphodiesterase activity; phosphodiesterase I activity; nucleic acid binding. The record is from RefSeq and is a predicted model, not a curated record. The transcript is spliced from 16 exons. Gene Ontology annotation, biological process: phosphatidylcholine catabolic process. NCBI's taxonomy places the organism in Eukaryota, Metazoa, Chordata, Aves, Eurypygiformes, Eurypygidae. The annotation marks the transcript as partial.
UUCAUAACAAGGCUGUGUUGGUGCAUUUUGUAUUCUAUGAUAAUAAGGUGUAUUUUUGUACUUUGUGGUCCAGUGUCAUCCCCCAUGAGCGCAGAAUAUUAACAAUACUGCAGUGGCUAACCCUUCCGGACAACGAAAGGCCUUACGUUUAUGCUUUCUACUCUGAGCAACCAGAUGCUGCUGGCCACAGAUACGGUCCUUUCAACUCAGAGAUGAUGGUGAACCCCCUGAGAGAGAUUGACAAGACAGUAGGACAACUAAUGGAUGGGCUGAAACAGUUGAAACUACAUCGAUGUGUCAAUGUCAUCUUUGUUGGUGAUCAUGGGAUGGAAGACACUACUUGUGAAAGAACUGAAUUUUUAAGCAACUAUCUGACUAAUGUGGAAGAUAUCAUUUUGCUCCCUGGUUCUUUGGGUCGAAUUCGCCCUAGGUCUAGCAAUAACCUAAAAUAUGACCCUAAAGUGAUUGUUGCCAACCUUACAUGUAGAAAGCCAGACCAGCACUUCAAGCCUUACUUGAAACAGCACCUACCUAAACGCUUACACUACGCUUACAACCGAAGAAUCGAGGAUGUCCAUUUACUGGUGGAUCGCAAAUGGCACGUGGCAAGGAAAGCUGUGGACGUUUACAAGAAACCAACGGGGAAAUGUUUCUUCCAUGGAGACCACGGCUAUGACAACAAGAUAAACAGCAUGCAGACUGUCUUUGUAGGUUAUGGCCCUACAUUCAAAUACAAGACCAAAGUACCUCCUUUUGAAAAUAUUGAACUUUACAACGUCAUGUGUGAUCUGCUUGGAUUAAAGCCUGCUCCCAAUAAUGGAACCCAUGGAAGUUUAAAUCACCUGCUGAGAGCCAAUGUUUAUAAACCAACUGUGCCAGAUGAAGUUGCUAAACCUCUUUAUCCUGUCGCUCUGCCUUCUGCCUCAGAUUUUGAUAUAGGAUGUACAUGUGAUGAUAAGAACAAAUUGGAUGAACUCAACAAGCGCUUUCAUGUCAAGGGAACAGAAGAGAAGCAUCUUCUAUAUGGACGCCCUGCAGUACUGUACCGCACAAAAUACAAUAUCUUGCAUCACCAUGACUUCGAAAGUGGCUACAGUGAAACAUUCCUGAUGCCUCUCUGGACAUCCUACACUAUUUCCAAACAGGCAGAAGUAUCAGGUGUCCCGGAGCACCUGGCCAGCUGUGUGAGACCCGACCUCCGCAUUUCUCCAGGAAACAGCCAGAGCUGUGCAGCCUACAGAGGCGAUAAACAGCUCUCCUAUAGCUUCCUUUUCCCUCCACAAUUAAGCUCCUCUGCAGAAGCAAAAUAUGACGCUUUUCUAAUAACAAAUAUCAUUCCAAUGUAUCCUGCUUUCAAAAAGGUAUGGAACUAUUUUCAAAGGGUUUUGGUGAAGAGAUAUGCCACCGAACGAAAUGGAGUCAAUGUCAUAAGUGGACCGAUCUUUGACUAUGACUAUGAUGGUUUACAUGACACACCAGACAAAAUAAAACAGUUUGUGGAAGGCAGUGCCAUCCCCGUUCCUACUCAUUACUAUACCAUCAUAACCAGCUGCUUAGAUUUCACGCAGCCAGCCGACAAGUGUGAUGGACCGCUCUCCGUCCUCUCCUACAUCCUUCCCCACCGGCCUGACAAUGAUGAGAGCUGCAAUAGCUUAGAGGAUGAAUCAAAGUGGGUUGAAGAUCUUCUUAAGAUGCACACCGCACGUGUGCGUGACAUCGAACAGCUCACAAGCUUGGACUUCUUCCGAAAGACCAGUCGCAGCUACACAGAAAUCCUCUCCCUAAAGACAUACCUGCAUACGUUUGAAAGUGAAAUUUAGCUUUCUAACCUUACUCAGUGCAUCCUUUUAUCAACUGGUGUAUAUUUUUAUAUUGUUUUUAUAUUUAUUAAUUUGAAACCAGGACAUUAAAAAUAUUAGUAUUUUAAUCCUGUAUCAAAUCUUAUAUAUUAAACUCCCGUGUCAUUUGUUUUGUUUCUCUAAUGUUUAAUAUAGGUAUGUCUCUUGGUUUAUUUAGUAGCGCUUGUAAUACUGCAGCUUGAGUCCUUACUCCAAGCUUCUAAGUGGUGCUGCAGGAUUUGAUACGUGCAUCAAGGAAGUAUUAAUUUCCCAUGCUCCUUUACCACACUUUUUGUCCUGUAUUGUGUAUCAAAAUACUGAACAUGUAAAAUUACAUUCAUUUACUGUUAACUCUGUGACAGACAUAUUUAAACCCUAUAGACAAAUAGCAUCUUGAAUAUAAUAAACCACACAUUCAGUUUU